Messenger RNA from Octopus bimaculoides (California two-spot octopus), 1184 nucleotides. RefSeq names its product putative defense protein 3. Lineage: Eukaryota; Metazoa; Mollusca; Cephalopoda; Octopoda; Octopodidae. The record is from RefSeq and is a predicted model, not a curated record. Gene Ontology annotation, cellular component: membrane.
AGCCUGGGACAGCUGAGAUUCAACGAAAGUCCACAACUUCAUUUCAAAUCUCCGUCUUCGUUUGUAAUACAAGAGGCAUGAAAGGCACACAUCACAUAUUUUGUUUGCUUCCCUUCUUUCAAGCCUAGACUAACACCACUCUAUUAACAGGGUGUUUUCUAAAAUAUAAAUCUUUACGGCUGCUAAAUAGGACAAUUAAACAAGUUUUAGUUACAAUAACCAGCACGGUACCAAACUCAAAUUACAAUACAACAAACAACACCAGAAUCUGCGUGGAGACUCACAUACUUAACAACCCUUUCUCCGAAUAGGCAGCACCCAAUCCAACUGACCACUGUGACUCUCCAUCUAUAAAAAUAACGUCAUGAAUUCAGAGAUGUUUCUGCUGUAUUUCAUGUUAGGCCUCGCAAGCCAGGGACUAACAUAUCCCCACGGUGGCCCUGAUUCGUCUUGUCAAACUAUGUUACCAACUGGCCACGGUGUCCCUCCUCAAUCAUCUCCGGCGCCAUAUAAACUAACCAUUCGAAAAUCCUCGUUUAAUCCAGGAGAAACUAUUCCAGUUGUAAUGAAAGCUGAUAAGGACUAUUUCACUGGAAUCUAUCUACAAAGCCAUCCUGUAGUUUGUACACCGAACCAAACUAUGCCCCUGGGGUUUUUCACAACAUUUACCAGAGAAUUCCAUACACGACAUUGUUUUGGCAUUGUACACUCCACGGUGACCCAAGCCAACAACAGAAAGAAAGUCCAAGAAACCGUUUAUUGGACAGCACCAGUUAAAGCAGUUGGUCAAAUCGUGUUCAAGGCAACAUUUGUGAAAAAUGUGACGACAUUUUGGACAGGAAUCAGCUCCAGAAUUUUAUCUGAUUUGGGACCUGUCACUCUUCCCGCUGAAUGUCUGAAGAAUACAGUUCAAAAGUCCAACAACCAUCACCGAAUCAAAGACCAAACUUCUUUAUCCAGUGAAAUUCGCCCAGUGUUUCGAAACCUAACAGCUUGUCUGAAGGGAGGUCAGCACGGAUUUAUACCAUUCCGCACCGGUUACGUCUUCGUAACUGGAAUCUGCAUCCUGUAUCAAAUCGCAGUAAUAUGAGUGAUUUUAAAAGAAUUCGAACCUAUGCUGAUAUUAAUGAAUUCUUCUUCAAACUAACGAGGAAUUAUUGAUUUCUUUGUUUUAAUAAAUGACA